GGCGGGCCCGUUGUGACCAUGACAAGACUGGCGAUCCCCGCACCCGUGGUCAACAAGAUGGGUUUACUCUCUACAAGGUGCCUCGCCAGGGACAAGGUCAUUAACAGCUCGUACGGCUUGAGCCAAUGCCGGGCCCUGUGCGUGUGCUCGUGAGGAAACGUCAACGAUGAUGGGGUCUUGCCAUCAGAUGACGAGGAUCGUUGCAAGACUGCACCAUUGAGUUGGUGUGCACAUCCUGAGGAGCUUCGGCAGCUUGGCCGGCAUAGAUUAUGAUAGAAAUGCCAAUGAGAGAAGCCCUUGCAAGCUUGAACCAAACGAGAAUCGAGAUUGGCCUCUGGUUGGAGGUUCACUGGAAUAGUAUUAUUCCAUCCGAUAUGCCUCCGCACGGCUUGCUAGCGGUGGCCGGCGACGAAGCAAAGACUGCUGCACGACCCAUGCGGAGACAAGGAUUUCUCACACCGAACAUCACGGUGACCGUCGGAGGUGUGUUGAGGAAUCUCGGAAUGUCGCAGUCGAGCCUCCAAAGGCCACUGUUGGGGAUGGGUUUUCAACCUAGGCGAGUUUUCGGAUUGUUGUAGCCUUUCUUAGAAGCCUGGGCUCACAGGACUUGGCGCUUAAACCGAGCAGAGGUCGCCUAUGUGACGAUGGUUUGGGAACUAUGGGAACUUCACUGGCAGUACUGCAACCGAGCUCAUGUUUUGGAUAGACGACUUUGAUGACGGCCAAUGUUGUAUAGUCACACAGGUGGAACACCAGGAACCUUUCGCCUUGGAGUAAGAAGAAGCUGAAGCUGCAGCAUCGACGUUUGAUUCGAACAAGUGUGUGAAGAUACUUGUCAAUGAGAUAACAGCUAGCAAUUGCAUGCUGUGGUCCGAAA
Messenger RNA from Colletotrichum graminicola M1.001, 877 nucleotides. RefSeq lists its product as uncharacterized. The record is from RefSeq and is a predicted model, not a curated record. Lineage: Eukaryota; Fungi; Ascomycota; Sordariomycetes; Glomerellales; Glomerellaceae. The coding region runs from base 270 to 578 and encodes 102 amino acids. The transcript has 3 exons.